Suillus paluster is the source of this 1422-nucleotide messenger RNA. RefSeq names its product WD40-repeat-containing domain protein. Gene Ontology annotation, biological process: spliceosomal snRNP assembly. The transcript is spliced from 5 exons. Gene Ontology annotation, molecular function: protein binding; RNA binding. Gene Ontology annotation, cellular component: SMN complex. Lineage: Eukaryota; Fungi; Basidiomycota; Agaricomycetes; Boletales; Suillaceae. The record is from RefSeq and is a predicted model, not a curated record. The coding region runs from base 125 to 1084 and encodes 319 amino acids.
AAAUGGUCACGUGUACGUGCUGUUUUCCUUUUUGUUAGACUUGUGUUGUACUCGCAAGUUGUCAAGACCAGAGCGCGGUGCGCCUGUAUCACGAACAGAUAUCACGAAUCUUCAGUAACGAUCUAUGUCUGCCCAUCCAAAGCCCGUGCCUCUCGUGGCACCAGGACAUACUCGCCCUGUCACUCACCUUUCUUUUUCAUCGCUGCAAGACGAUGGGACCUAUCUUCUUGUGUCAAGCUGCAAAGAUGGCAAUCCGAUGCUCAGAGAAUGGACCGGGGACUGGAUAGGCACAUUUUUGGGUCACAAGGGUGCAGUGUGGUGCACCAAACUCUCUCCUGACGCUUCGCGAGCGGCAUCAGGAAGCGCUGACUUCACUGCAAAAAUCUGGGACACAUAUUCGGGAGACGUGUUGCACUCAUUCCCUCAUAAUCAUAUUGUUCGGACUGUGGCAAUCUCUCCGUCGUGUUCUCACCUUCUUACUGGCGGUCAGGAGAAGAAGGUCAGAAUAUUCGACCUUGGACGCCCUGACGCGGAGGCAGAUUUCCUUGGAGACCUGGGUGUACCAUCGCAUGAUGGAACUGUGAAGAGUGUAGUUUGGGUCGGAGAACAUACCGGUGUAUCCGCUGGCGAGGAUGGUAUCAUCAAAUGGUGGGACCUAAGAACACGAAAACUUACUACAACUAUGACAUUCCCUAAUCCGAUAACCUCUAUGGAACUAUCCCCGCAAACCAAGCGUCUGGUUGUGACAUCAGGAAAAACCGUAGCAUUUAUACCUGCUUUGCCUAGUGGUACCCCAACGCAUAGUCUCAACUUGCCUUAUUCGCCAUCAUCUGCAUCUGUUCAUCCUAUCCUUCAAGACCGCUUUGUCACAGGCAAUCUUGGUGACGAGUGGGUCAGGGUUCAUGGAAUGGAUGGAGAAGAGAGGGAGAUCUUGAAGGGGCAUCAUGGACCUGUCCACUGCGUAGAGUUUAGCCCUGACGGUGAAGUAUAUGCAAGCGGCAGCGAGGAUGGUACAAUUCGACUCUGGCAAACAACACCCGGGAAGGCAUACGGCUUGUGGCAAGGUAAUGCUAACGGUGGUUAAGAGAGAGCGGGAAAGGGAUUCCGCACACCAACUAACGUCUUCAGAUCAAUUCUUUCAUACAUUGUCGACUAGUAUGUGGAAAUGUUCGUUGAUCGAGCAAGGGGAUACAUAAUGUAAUGUCAAGAGGUCUACAAUUCAAUCAUAUCAUACUGUUUCCAAUCUGCAUGACUGCCUUUAUUCGACAGCUGGUGGUCUUACGUGGAAUCGCAAUCGAACUCCCAGUGUAGGGUAUACUGUGACUACAGGCCUUCGUCAUGAUGGACGAUCUCGCAAGAACGUACCACAAACGACUUGUGCUCGAUGUUUUCAAAUUAUGCGCAUUUCAACAGAGACAACAG